Molecule: messenger RNA, 569 nt
Organism: Carlito syrichta (Philippine tarsier)
Lineage: Eukaryota; Metazoa; Chordata; Mammalia; Primates; Tarsiidae
Gene: TRMT112
Product: tRNA methyltransferase subunit 11-2
Exons: 1
Coding region: 9-386 (125 amino acids)
Biological process (GO): peptidyl-glutamine methylation; tRNA methylation; rRNA (guanine-N7)-methylation
Molecular function (GO): protein heterodimerization activity
Source: RefSeq, a predicted model, not a curated record
CCGGCGACAUGAAACUGCUCACCCACAACCUGCUGAGCUCGCACGUGCGGGGCGUGGGGCCCCGCGGGUUCCCCCUGCGCCUCCAGGCCACCGAGGUCCGCGUCUGCCCCGUGGAGUUCAACCCCCACUUCGUGGCGCGCAUGAUCCCCAAGGUGGAGUGGGCGGCGCUGCUGGAGGCGGCGGACACCCUGCACCUGGUCGAGGUGCCCCCGGGGCCGGUGCAGGGCUACGAGCGGGACGAGGAGUUUCUGCGGAAGAUGCACCACGUGCUGCUGGAGGUGGACGUGCUGGAGGGCACGCUGCAGUGCCCGCAGUCGGGACGCCUGUUCCCCAUCAGCCGCGGGAUCCCCAACAUGCUGCUGACCGACGAGGAGACCGAGAGCUGAUCCUGCCGGCACCGGUCUCCGCCGCGAUGGUGGUCGCGUGUCUUUGUUGACACGAAUCCCGUCUGCUAUCCCCAGCCCUUGACCCAGUGACACGCCAGACACGCCGCCCUCUUGAGCUCGAUAGUAUAUUUUUUUCUCAUUAAAGGUUCAAAACCAAAAAAAAAAAAAAAAAAAAAAAAAAAA